Messenger RNA from Mya arenaria, 858 nucleotides. RefSeq lists its product as uncharacterized. The coding region runs from base 75 to 788 and encodes 237 amino acids. NCBI's taxonomy places the organism in Eukaryota, Metazoa, Mollusca, Bivalvia, Myida, Myidae. The record is from RefSeq and is a predicted model, not a curated record. The transcript has 7 exons.
GAACUUUUGCCCUUAUAUUUCUUAAUUGUACCAUUAAGUGUAACUAGAAACUAGUGAAAAGUUCAUGUAGCAAAAUGUCGGUGAUAUUUGGCAGCAUCCUCUGUUGCUGUUUGACCUUAUUGCAUGCCUUCCUUUUUGAUCAGAAAAACCUUCCCGAUUGCACACCAGACGAAGUUCGACAACAUUGCCAUGAUAGAGCUGUAAAAUGUACUCGUUUAGAUUACACUCACCCUAUAUACUAUUGUAUUGAAUGCCAACCUGGCUUUCAUGGAAAUAGAUGUGGACAAGGUUCAUCUCUUACCUCAAUGUUACCGCCAACAGCUGCAACACAAGCGGUCCAGACAACUAGAACCCCACUGACGCAGACAUCAACAACGAAAACCGCCCCCGAAGUCCACCAGUAUUGCAACAGGUAUUCAGUUGUGGCUGAUUUGUCACAUGGCCAGCCCGUAUCCAAUGGUUUCGCUCCACAUUGUCCGUCCGGAUCGUACGCUUCGACGGAAGCUUUUGUAUUAAACAAUUGCAAUGUAAGCACCCCUGACAUGUGGCAUCAAGGAAAGCAGGUUAUGAGUGAUUGCAACUCCAUUCCGAAGUUUACGGCAGUUGGAACGUACCUGCAUGGCUAUUAUCCUCUUGGCACUGGCUUAUCAGGCGUGCUCCUCGAAUGCCUUCCCAACGGGUUUUCGAUUGCCCUUCAAGUCGACUGCGACCAAACGCCAGAAGUCCGAACUGUUGUGCAAGGUGGUCUUGGAUUCCUCGACCCAAACUACUACUACACAAUUGCUUAACACUCAGCUAAACUCGUUUCAUUUUCUUGUAAUUUUGUUUUAAAAUAAACAACACGUUGUUUUGUGUUAA